UUACUCUCUUCGCUCGUUCCCCAAAUCUGAUAUUUGCCAUCCCGAUCAUUGUCAUUUUUGAAUUCCUUCGUUUGGUCUUCGAAUCAUUUCGUUUUCGUCUACUUUUCUUUUUCAGAUAUUGAUUGAUCCGGAUUUUAUCGAACUCCGUUCCGGAAAAUCGAUUUUAGGGUUAGGGCUUCGUACACAAUUUAAAUAUUUUCUUGAUUUCAAAAAGGUACGUACAUUCAGAAUUCAAAUCUUAGGAAUUGGGGAUCUUUAUUGCGAAUUUUGGUAAUUUUCUUGACUGACUUGUUCGCGCGCACAUCGUAAGUUUGGGAAAAUGAUUCUGGAGGGAACAAUGGCACACAAACGUCCUUUUGGUGGUGAGAAUUCUCAUGAGGUUGCUUGUAAGCAACCGAGACAGUCGGAGCCCAUUAACGGUCUGGCUUCAGUUUUUGAUAUUUUUCCUUGUAAUGAUGCUUCCCUUAAGGUUCAAACUUCAGUUGAGGACAGCCCUAGCAAAUAUCAUGAAAGGCGUGUUGCAAGUGACUCAGCUGGAGAAAUCUUGAAUGGGGCUAACAAGGAAUUUGAAACUGAUGCUUCUGGCAGCUUUUCUAGUUUCUUAUGGGUGGAUGGCAGUAUUUUUGAUGAAGAUGCUAAGUCGGAGGCUGCAGCUUAUUCAUCUCUUUUUCCUGAAUAUUUUGAAUGUGACCCCCGAGUGAAGGCCUUGGUUCAGCCUGAUGGAUUCUACUGUCUAUCUUUUACGGAUUAUCCUCCUCGGAAGCUGGUUUCUGUUGGACCUGAUCAUCAGGCAUAUGUCCCAGAAUGGGGCCAACAGAAUUUCCAAAAUUCGUCAGAACCUUCAGAUAGGUCUGAUCCAUGCUUUGCAUUUUCAGAAACUUCAGGUUUAACUGUCAUGGAUGAUGAUGGCAAUGCAGAAAAGCUGAUAGGUACUUGCGUCCUUCCAAUGCCUUAUCCAGAGUCAACUGCAGAGAGUUGCUGUGGAGGUGAGGGUGAGGGAUUGAGAAGUGAGUGUGGCUGCCUUGAUCGGGGUUCUGUUAGAUGUGUGAGGCAACAUGUCGGCACAGUGAGGGACAGACUGAAGGAAAAACUUGGGCAGAAGAUAUUUGAGGAGUUGGGCUUCUGUGAUAUGGGAGAAGAGGUUGCAAAGAAAUGGAGUGAAAAAGAAGAACAAGCUUUCAAUGAUGUUGUCCUCUCUAACCCUGCUUCAUUGGGUAAGAAUUUUUGGGACCAUCUCUCUGUGGUUUUCCCAUCCCGAACAAAGAAGGAUCUUGUCAGCUAUUAUUUCAAUGUUUUUAUGCUACGAAAGCGUGCUGAGCAGAGCAGGUUUGACCCACUGAACAUUGACAGUGACAAUGAUGAGUGGCAAAGGAGUGAAUUUGGAUCUACAGAGGAAGAUGAUGACUCUGGUGGGGAAUCUCAGAUUGAACAAGUUGCUCCCAUUUCUGACCCAGAAGACCAUAAAGAGAAUUGCCUUGGAGACGCUGAGGAGAAGUGGAUAAAUGAGAGUGAAGUGGCGAAUUGUAGAGAUAUACAUGGCAAACAGGGUGAGAGAUAUGUAGAAGAUCCUAAAGAAAUACAAGUUGGGGAUUCUCAUGGUGAUUGUGGUUUCUAUUCUGACUUGAAGCUUCUGGAUAUUGUUCCUAGCAAGAACAGUAUGGGGUGUGAUAUUCAUGAUGACCUUAGCAACUGCUGUGAGGAUUAGCAUUGAAGGACUGAUUCCUGUGUUGCAGUUUUGGGGACUGAUGCGAGAGAAUCCAGUUGUGAAUAAACACAAACAUAAUUGUGGGAUUACCCUUUUUUUUUUUAUAGGUUCUAGGACAGCAGCAGUGGGUGAUUUUGUUUAGAGCCUUGCAAUGUUGCUGAAUAGAUGUAAAGGAUGACAAAGAGUUUUGGAGAUCGGGUGUCUCUGAUUGCUAAAUAUUUUCUCAACCUUUGGCAGAUUUUCUGUCUGAGGGUUUCAAGGGUUGGACAAAAGAGAGACAGAGAGAAAAAGAAGAGAGGAAAAAAAGAAAAAAAAUGAAACUAAUGAUACUGCGGCAAGGAAGCUAAUUUUCCUUGUAGGGAUUAUUGUCUGGUGAAAGCCUGGAAAGCAUGGCUUCGCUGUGAACUAGCUGAACAGCAUAUUUAGGAAGGAGGUUGUGUUGGUGGAUGUGUCAAUGAGGAGAGCUCUCAUGGAAUGCGUCAUACUUUGGAUUUCAAGUGGGGGGGGGUGUGUUGCAGCGGUACUGGCGACACUUUGGAGCAAGCAAUGCUCACAUCCUGUUAUUCCUUGAUGCCUAUUUCUCCUGGAAAUGACUUAUUUUACUAGGAGGACUAGCAUCCGGAUGAAUGCCUCUUUUCAAAGUCGGAAGUUUAAUCCGAGUGUUUUGCUUUGUUAUUUUUUUAUUGGUUUAUUUAUUUAUUCAGUUACUUUGUAUGGUUCAGUUUUGCUUGUGUUGGCCGUGUACUAAUUUUAAGUAGGGAAAAAUAAUUUUGCGAGCAGUUGUCUUGCAAUGCAGAGAAUGUACAGUCGUUACAUGGGAAAAAGAUAAAAGAUGUUCUCUCUC
This is a messenger RNA of Malania oleifera, 2549 nucleotides long. RefSeq lists its product as uncharacterized. NCBI's taxonomy places the organism in Eukaryota, Viridiplantae, Streptophyta, Magnoliopsida, Santalales, Ximeniaceae. The record is from RefSeq and is a predicted model, not a curated record. The transcript has 4 exons. Bases 320 to 1705 code for a protein of 461 amino acids.